AUGGCGUCUUUAGGGCUGCAAAUUCUGGGCGUCGGGCUGGCGGUGCUUGGCUGGAUUGGAAACAUACUGAUAUGCAUGCUGCCCCUGUGGAAGGUGUCUGCUUUCAUUGGAAACAACAUUGUGGUGGCUCAGACCAUCUGGGAAGGUCUGUGGAUGAGCUGCGUGGUGCAGAGCACGGGACAAAUGCAAUGCAAGGUGUAUGACUCCUUGCUGGCCCUGCCUCCAGACCUCCAGGCCGCUCGAGCUAUGGUGGUCAUCGCCAUCCUGUUCUCUCUGUUCGGCCUGUUGCUGUCUGUGGUUGGAGGGAAAUGCACCACAUGUGUUGGAGACAAAGUUUCAAAAGCCAGAGUGGCCAUCUCCGCAGGUGUUUUCUUCAUCCUGAGUGGGGCUCUGUGUCUGGUGACGGUGUCUCUGCCUGCUAAUACCAUCAUAAAGGACUUCUAUAACCCAAUGGUUCCUGAUGCCCAGAGGAGGGAGCUAGGUGCCUGUCUGUACAUGGGCUGGGGAGCAUCUGGACUACUGCUGAUCGGUGGGGCUCUUCUCUGCUGUCAGUGCCCAUCGGGACGAGACCGCUACAGUGGAGCAAAGUAUUCCCCGCCUAAGUCAACAACACCCGGGAAGGAAUUUGUCUAGUUUGCUGCACAACAUUUAAAGCAGGACAUUUUGAAGAGCACUGAAAUUGACAUACUGUCCAAACCUGUUUUCUUAUCAAGUUGUGAUUUGAAUGGUGACUAACUUUUUUUAAACUAACACACUGUAGCCUUUUGUUUACAAGAGACCUUAUGUGUCAUGUUACUAUGCUAACACAGUAUUGAAACAUGAGGUAUAAUUUUAGUCGGGUUAAUUCAUAUCUUUUUAAAUUGUAUAAAUGUUGUGCUAUAAAUGUCAUUUAAAAAACUAAUAAUUAAAUCAGUCAGGAUAAAACGAUCCUGAUGAGCCAUCUAUGUAUUUCUGCAACAUAAGAGUC
Labrus bergylta (ballan wrasse) is the source of this 967-nucleotide messenger RNA. Its product is annotated as claudin-4-like. NCBI's taxonomy places the organism in Eukaryota, Metazoa, Chordata, Actinopteri, Labriformes, Labridae. Gene Ontology annotation, molecular function: structural molecule activity. The record is from RefSeq and is a predicted model, not a curated record. Gene Ontology annotation, cellular component: bicellular tight junction; plasma membrane. Gene Ontology annotation, biological process: cell adhesion; bicellular tight junction assembly.